CAAAACGGAAUCCUUCUGUCAACUUCGGUGAACUCAACCCAUAGCUCCAAAAGGUCAUAAUGUGAUUGGGAGGUCCCAACUGCGCCGAAUUUUGGAGCAGAGAUCCUUUGAUUGCGCAACGGCUAGCUAUUUAAAAUCGACAAAGAUGAAAAAUAUGAAGUAAUGGUUUCCCUCUUUAUAGGGAAGGAAGCGGUAUGAAAAUCUAUUGUAAUGAAAGAGAGCAGCGGCAGAAAUAUGGCACCGUCUCCUUUGGGGCGGAAUGGAAAUGGCAUGAGGAGUCCCAUUGGCAGAUCUCGUUUGGCAGGUACAGAGCACCCCAUUGAAGUUGUGGGACGGAUCCGCCAAUGUCCUGGUGGAGGAGCAAAAGACAAGGCAAUUCAAGUGCUGCAGGGGCAGGGGCAGGGACAUCGCAUGCGGGUGAGAACGGAUUUGGGUUACAGGGAUUUCAGACUUGAUGGGGUUUCUGACGCCCAGAGCGAUGGGCUCUCUGCAUUUUACAAGAAAUUUGUGCAAGCAAGGGUUGAUAGUGUAAAAGCAGGUGGGAAAUGCACUGUUAUGAUGUACGGGCCUACUGGUUCAGGAAAGAGCCAUACCAUGUUUGGCUGCUCUGCCGAGCCCGGAAUCGUUUACAGGGCUUUGGACAGCAUAUUAGGUGGAAAUGAACACGAGGAAAAGGCAAAACAGGUCAAUGUCUCUGUCUUAGAGAUAUACAAUGAAGAGAUUUAUGAUCUGCUUGCCACUAAUGCCUCCAAGAUUAAUGGAUGCAGGGCAAGACUAGAAGUAAUGGGCAGAAAGGUGAAGAAUGCAGUCUUCAUCUCUGGCAGCAAUGCUGUAAAGAUUGCAAAUGAGGUCGCCAAAGUAGAGAAAAGAAGGGUUGUCAAGAACACACUUUACAAUGAUAGAAGCUCUAGAAGCCACUGUUUGAUAACUUUGGAUGUACCUGCCGUGGGAGGGAGAUUGAUGCUAGUAGACAUGGCUGGAUCUGAGAAUAUUGAUCAAUCUGGCUUUGCUGGGUUUGAGGCAAAACUUCAGACUGCUAAGAUCAAUCAAGGAAAUAUUGCACUCAAGCGAGUUGUUGAGGCCAUAGCAAAUGGAGAUACUCACGUUCCAUUUAGAGACAGCAGACUCACUAUGCUUCUUCAGGAUUCAUUUGAGGAUAAUGGAACAAAAAUUCUGAUGGUUCUUUGUGCUAGUCCUGAUCCACGAGACAUUCACAAGACUAUUGGUACCCUAGAAUAUGGUGCCAAGGCCAAGUGCAUUGUCCGCUGCUCCAGUUCCCCUUCAAAAGAAAAAGUCUGCUCUCAAGGCAUUGAUUCUACAGUCUUGGGAGCGCGCAUUGUUGCUAUGGAUGAGUACAUUUCAAAGCUUCAAAUUGAUAAUAAAUUGAAGGAGGAGGAGAGAGAAGCAGCCCAAAAUGAGCUGCUAAAGAAGGAAGAAGAAGUCACAAAACUCAGAGCAAAACUUCAAGAAAUUCAAGAAAAACAGUCAGAAAAGCAAAAGGAGAUUGAAUUAAAGGUUGAAGAAAAAGCUAGACUAUUAAAACUAGAACUGAUAGGAAAAUUUGAGGAGUGUCAGAAAUCAGCAAAUAUUUUUGUAGAAUUGGGUGAGAGGAAGAUGGAGCAAAAAAUUUUACAACAAGAAGAGGAGGUUGAAAUGUUGAGGCAUCGUUUGGAGGAAAUAGAAUCUGAGCUUAAGCAUAUCAAAAGCACUCCUUUUUCAAAUAACCUCGUAAGGAUGGAUGCAAGUAUUAAAAAUGAGAGAAUACCUGAUAACGUUAUGGCAGUGGAUUCGGUUUCCAGCAGCAUGAGAGUUUUAGAAGGAAUGCAUAUACAGCAAGAAAAAAAAAAUUUAUUGUCUCCUUCAGAAAAAGUGCACGUUGAAGUGUUCUCAGGUGAUAAAAUGAAACUUAACAGUUUAGACUUUCCUAGCAAAUCAAACAGAAAUAAGCCAGACAAUUUGAAGCGAAACACCAAAUUGGAUUCCAAGGAUCAAUAUGGAGAGAAUCUGACAAUAGUGGAUGACUUGGCAUUGUUGUCAGAUAAUGUCAGUAGUUCAUUUUGUACCCUUAAUAAAGAUGAAAAAGUCUUAAUACAUCAGCGGUUCCCUUUCCUGAAGUUGAACUCUACUGAUAGCACCGGCAGUGGUCACAAUAGUGAUAUGGAGGAGGAGGAUUACACAGAACCAACAAGAUCCAUGGAAAGAGGUAGGUUGUCAACUGUUUAUGAGGAAGAGGAAACAAAUAUUAGAGAUGAUGAAGUUCCAGAAGAAGAGGUUACUUCCCGCAACAGGAAUUGCAUCACAUCAGAGUUUGCUAAAACACAGAUCACAAGUGGUUGCAACGCAGAGGGUAAAACUCUUGGUUAUUUUGAGCCCAAGUUGCAGCAAGCGAGCUGUUUACCGAAUUCCACUAAAUUUCCCCUUGAUAACGAAGUUGAGAAGAGGGACUCUGAAAAUCAGUCAGGCAGUCUAAAUAAACCUGUAAUUUUUGAAGCUGAAACAAAUUUAAAUAAUGGGAAUACAAUAACAAGAUCAUUGGGGGGUUCAGAACAUCAGACUGAUGAAACUGUAUCCAGAAAGGCAUGCAUUCAAAAUAUGAGGGGCUCAGAACAUCAUAUUGAUGCAACUGUAUCCAGAAAGACACGCAUACAAAACAUCUUUUUGCUUUGUGGUAAUUCCAGAGAACUUGCUCAGCAAGCAAGAAAUACGCCUCCCCAUAAGCAAGAAACAUCAAAAGGAACUAGAGCAGGGUCUAGCUGGAAUAGCACUACCUUUUUUGACGAACCAAUUGAAAAUCUUAGCCCAGAGGUUGCAGGCUUAGUAACUCCAAGCUGCAAGAGCUCCUCCCCUCAAUAUGCUAAGUUGACCUUGUGGAGCCCUUCCCUGGAAGGAAAUACUAGAUUUGAAUUAAAAUAUCCAAGAUUGUUCACAACUGUUGAAACUGAGCUGGGGGUGCCAACUUCAAACAUUCUUAUUCUCAACAACCAAAAUAAAGUACCAUUGACAGAAGAAACUUGUUUUCAACAAGUGGUUUCAGGAAAGUGUCAUAGAGAUGACCAGAUCAAACAACAUAAACAAAGUAAAGAGAAUGAUAAAACCCAAGUGGAAGAGGAUGACAAGUGUGAUGUGCAUGUGGAGUGGGAAACAUUAAACGGAGCCUCAAGAAAAUUGCUUCAAAUCAUCAAAACGUCAAAGAGCACAUAUUUGACAGAUCUGCGAAAGAUGAUAGAGCCUCACAUUGGUGAGAAGCAAGAGUUCAUCUUUCUUAUGCUUGGAGACCCAAAUGGAGCUCCAGUUUCAAGAGAAAAUGAAGCAAGCAUCCAAAUAACAAGCCUUCCAGAUUGCCAAAACCAAUGUAACAGCCGUCUUGCAUGCUUACGUAAGUGCACUCAGUGCCUAAGAAAUCCCCAAGAAAUGCCUUUGAACUCACUUGAAAAUAAGCUGCCUCUGCCUUCUAGUAAAACAUGCAGCAACAGCUGCAUUCAAACUUCUAACUGUAGCCCUGCUACCUCAAACCCACCUGCCAUGACUGGAUACAAGGCUUCCCUGUUAAAAGGACUCAGACUAUAGAUUGAUUUAGUAUUGCAUCUUAGUGAUUACAAAGGAUCCUUCAACUGUUGUGAUAAAGAUUGCAAUCAUGUUGUCCUUCUAAGAGUGUAGGCACUGCUUACCUGCCAACAUUUUACUAUCAGGUGGUCCUAUAUUAUGCAAGCUUGUUACAUUUAUGACCUUGAUAACUACAUAGUUUCUUUUUUGUAAGAGAAACUGCAAUUAUUAGGUAAACCUUAUCAUCUCUAUAGUAGGUGCUAUGUAUAAUUUUUGUAAGGGGCUUACUAGAGUAUAUUCUAUGUAUAAUUUUUAUGAAUAGUGUACUGGGCUUAAAGUAUGUUCUGUUAGAAUAGUACAUUCAUUUUUUGUUAAAUUUAAAGCAUGGCGUUUUGGCCAAUGGGUAAGGUUAGGGUUCAACUUCUGCCAGCAUCCAACAAUCCCAUAAUGAGGGGAGAGCACUUGUCUGGUCCGAUGUUAGGGAGCCACCAAUGGCAGUGCAAUUGAUUGAUGGAUUGUGGGCAAAACUGUAGUUACCUGAUUUUGUUUCUUCCUAAUUCUUUUAUGAAGUGUAUUAAUAUAUACAUGCACUAAGUCUGUUACUCUUUUUUGAAGAUCAUCUCUAACAGAUACACUGUAUUACAUCUAGC
Molecule: messenger RNA, 4193 nt
Organism: Cryptomeria japonica (Japanese cedar)
Lineage: Eukaryota; Viridiplantae; Streptophyta; Pinopsida; Cupressales; Cupressaceae
Product: kinesin-like protein KIN-10A
Exons: 6
Coding region: 211-3567 (1118 amino acids)
Biological process (GO): microtubule-based movement
Cellular component (GO): microtubule; kinesin complex
Molecular function (GO): ATP binding; microtubule binding; ATP hydrolysis activity
Source: RefSeq, a predicted model, not a curated record